Molecule: messenger RNA, 347 nt
Organism: Sceloporus undulatus (fence lizard)
Lineage: Eukaryota; Metazoa; Chordata; Lepidosauria; Squamata; Phrynosomatidae
Gene: SMIM14
Product: small integral membrane protein 14
Exons: 3
Coding region: 45-347 (100 amino acids)
Cellular component (GO): endoplasmic reticulum
Source: RefSeq, a predicted model, not a curated record
GCAUUUGCUGUCAAGGUCCAGUUCUGGGGUCCCACUAAAUAACCAUGGCAGAAGGCGGAUUUGAUCCCUGUGAAUGUAUUUGUUCAUAUGAACAUGCCAUGAGAAGACUGAUCAAUCUGUUACGACAAUCCCAGUCCUACUGCACAGACACAGAAUGCCUUCAAGAAUUGCCAGGACCAAAUCCAUCAGCCAAUAAUGACAUCAGUGUUACAAUGAUAAUGGUGGGUUGGCUGCUUCUGGCAUUUGUCUUGUACUUGAUGAGACCUGCCAGCCUACGAAGAUCUUUUACAGCUGAAAAGCCAUCCAGGGCACAUAAUGUGAGCGUUGAUUUCUGUUGCUUUAUCUGA